Molecule: messenger RNA, 1105 nt
Organism: Daphnia pulex (common water flea)
Lineage: Eukaryota; Metazoa; Arthropoda; Branchiopoda; Diplostraca; Daphniidae
Exons: 7
Coding region: 24-1010 (328 amino acids)
Molecular function (GO): protein binding
Source: RefSeq, a predicted model, not a curated record
UGCAGUUUCAUAUUUAGCAAACGAUGACAAAAAUACCGUUGAUUGCUGUUUUUUCGGUUUGGCUCUUUGUUGUUUAUGGCCAAAUACCCUUCAAUAACUUUGACCCUUAUCACCCCUAUUACAUUCCCUACACUUCAACGUUUACCAAUCAACCCAUUAAACACGUUAAUGAUGAAACGGCAGCUCAGUCUAGCGGAACUAUUGAAUUCAAAAAUAAUCCGAGCAUUAGGGACCUUUACUAUCGGGGUGGCAUUUUUUUAAGAAUAAAACAACUUGAAGAAACGACUGCUAGUUUAACAAGGCAACUGAAAGCGAUGCAAACUGCUUUAGACGAUAAGGCCGACAAAACAGCAUUAGCCGCUAAGGCCGACAUAACAGCGUUGGACCCAAUUAAUACUGCUUUAAAUAAAAUUACCACUCCCAGUUCUAUUGGUAAAAUCCCCACCUCAUGUGGAGACCUCAAGACUAUCGGAUUCGUCAAAAGCGGAAUCUUCUCCAUCAUGGACGGCAAACAAGUCAAAAACGUCUAUUGCGAUUUUACUAAAACAGCCGAUUCAGAGUUGCAGAAAAUGAUCGGCACUGUCGACGUAAAAUCUACAGCUAUUUAUUUCCACGCUAAAAUGACGAAUGUUUAUUCGGCUGCCCUAACCACCAUUCAAUUUGAUCCAAUCAAACUCAAUGUGGGAACUGCCCUUAACCCUGCCACUGGAAUAUUCGUCGCCCCUACACCAGGGAAAUAUUAUUUCGCAUUUUCGGGUAUUAGUGAUAGCGGCGUCAAAGCAAGAGUUCUGUUGCAGAUGAUGAAGACUGGAACAGCGGAUUGGAUCCUAGUAGGAGAAGGGUACGGUGACACCACCUUCAAGACUUUUUCCAUGCAUGCUACAUUGGAACUUGUCAAAGGCGACCAAGUUAGGCUAUACUUAUCAGAAGGAAGAAUUCACGAUAAUGUUUUACAUAAUUAUUUUAAUUAUGUCGGUUGGCUAGUGGAAGAGAACGAAUUAACAGUUUGAUUUUGUUUUGUACGGUCGUACCAUGUAGCUGUUUUUUAUCUACAGACGAUGAAUACGAAAAUAUAACUUGUGUGAGGUGAACGAAUAAAUAAAAA